Messenger RNA from Dreissena polymorpha, 3435 nucleotides. RefSeq lists its product as uncharacterized. Bases 1163 to 2449 code for a protein of 428 amino acids. The record is from RefSeq and is a predicted model, not a curated record. The transcript has 2 exons. Lineage: Eukaryota; Metazoa; Mollusca; Bivalvia; Myida; Dreissenidae.
UACAUCCAGACAGUAUACAACAUGGAACGCAAUUUAGAGCCACGCGGUUUAUCAGAAUCACGCCAAGUUGCCGUGGACUCAGUGUCAUUUGGUGUGCCUAUAACAAAAUAAGCCUAGCAAAGUCACGAGCAACAUUAACCAUUGUGCCUUUUUAGUACACAUACUUUAAGAGACAAGCGUAAAUUGUGGGUUUAUCAUAAUAACACAAAUGGCUUACAAACACAAUCUGGUUCGAACCUAUUUUUCCGUCUUGUUAUAAGCCAUUCGCUUUGAUACGUAACUAGUCGUAAGUAAAUUAACAUAAAUACUUCACGUCGAUUUUAACGUCAAUGAAUCGCGUACAGACAUGUGCAAACCAUUGACCACCAAGAGGUUGCAAAAAACACAAAGACGAAUUGAACUUGUCACAUGUUUUUGCAGAAUAUCACAUAGAAUAUCACAAGCAAUAUAUAAAUAUUGAACAUUAACGACCAUGAUGAUCCGAUAUUAAUGCAAGAAUACGUCAGAUAAGGAUACUUUGGCACUUUGAAUGUCCUAAUUGCUCACAAAUUCGGGACGACGAUUUGAUAAGCAAUACAAGUGUAGCCUUUAUUCUAAUUUAAAACCGUCGUACCGCUUGAUAUUCAAUUGAAAUGAUUACAGAUUUCACUCUCAUUUAGUUUAUCUUUGAUAGACAGCGAAAAGUGUGACACUGUGACAAAGGGCAGUCACAUUUGUUCUUGGAUCUUUUUGCCAAUGGGGUCUAAGGUUGUCUGACAUUCAGACAUCGUCAAACACGCCUGAUUGCAUGUGUUUUACACCUUAAUAUUGUACCAGUUUACCUGCAUUGAAAUUUCCAACCAGGAUUGUUUUCAAUAGUGCAGACACUUCUCCAUUGCUGCCCUCUCUCAAACGCAUUAUUUUGGAAAAAGUCGCUGUGAGCUCUUCUUGGAUGCGCAAACUAUUCAAUACACAUUUAACACUCGAGCAUAAGGUGACAUGUAUUCUGAAUGAGUGCAAUAUUGUAGGAGACGCAUUCUAUUACUGUUUUCGCUUAUCAAUAAAGAUAGGCGUAAACAAUACAUUUGACAUGUUCAACAUUUUUUAUGACAGUUCAGAGCUGUGGGAAACUAUCGGUGGUCUCAAUAUUAAGUCUCUGAGUCUGAAUAGUAUUGAGCGGUAAAUGGACGAUUUGGAAAUUGGUGGUUGGCGAGUGAAUGAUGCAUCAAUUUUGUCGCAAUCUCUCGCAUCGCUCCAAAGUCUAGAAACGUUAAGUAUUAACGUAGAAGCCAUAACUUCCGAUUUUUGGUCGGCUCUGUACAGUUUAAAAAUUAAACGUGUGGCUCUGAGUCUGUAUAUCGGUUUGAAAGGUCUGAUAGUGAGUCAUGUAGGUAUGUUGUCGCAGCCUUCCUUUUCCAUCUCACAGAUUGACUCGAAUUAUAUUGACGUGAAUUCCAAGCCCGAUCUGUUGAAGGCUCUCCACGGUCUGAUUAUCACGAGUCUUUGUCUAUGUGGCAUUGUGGAAAAUUUAGAUCUCAAUCAGUUAUCACUGUUGGUGACUUUGCUUACGUCGCUCAAACAACUUGAACGCCUAAGUAUAGACGCGAAGAAUGACAGCCUAUGUCUGUGGUUUGCUAUGAAUUUUUUUAAUAUAAAGAUUCUGGAUAUUGGUAUUCGAUGCCAAGGUUUUACAAUUAGUCGUCCAGCGUCUUUGUCAACGUUGCUACCGUCGCUCAAACAAAUUGAUAAAAUAAGGUGGUUUGUAACAGAUGAUAUAUCUGUUUUAUUGGAGGUUCUUAAUGGUCUAAACAUCAAGAGUCUGAGAUGGGAUGAGACACAUGCGGUAUGGACAUACUCAGUAAUGAAGCUGCUAAGAAUUGACUUGCAGUAUUACAGUUCAGGUCUGUUGGAGGCUCAUAACAGUCUGAAUGUCAGGAGUCUCUGCCUGAGAUUGUAUGGGGAUGAUUCAACAAAAUUGACAAUGACUCAAAAAUCAUCCUUGUAUCAUUCACUAUCAUCUCACACAGAGCUUGAAACACUAAUUAUUGAUAUACCUAUUGAAAACAGUACCGGUUUGUGGGAGGCUCUCCGAUGUCUCAAUGUCAAGACUCGUGAUCUGAAAGGUAAUGGAAUCUGGUUUGACAUGAUGAACGAUGCACAUUCAGUUUCCCAGUCUUUAUUGUUGCUCACACAAUUGGAAACACUCGGCAUUGAAGUGUUCUCAGACAGACCAGGUUUGUGGGAGGCUCUCCGAUGUCUCAAUGUCAAGACUCUUCAUCUGAAAGGUAAGAGAUUCCGUUUUGACAUGAAAGAUGCACAUAUAAUUUCACAGUCGUUAAUGUCGCUCACACAGCUGGAAACACUCAGUAUUGAAUUGUCUACAUGGUAUCCAGAUUUUAUGGCGUCUCUGUAUGAUCUAAAUAUUAAAUCUCUGAAUCUGAGAUGCGAAUUUAGAGGUUUGAACGGAUAACAUAAUGAUGUAUUGGCCCAUUCACUAACAUCGCUUAAAUUGCUGGAAAUCUUUUAUAUUUAUAUGAAUAAAUAUACCGACAUACUGUUACCUCAGUGCUUAAAGGAUGUAACUAUAUAUUGUGAAGCACUGACUCCUUUGGAACUGCGCAACCUGAUUAAAACACUUGCUUCAUGUUGUCAGGCAGUUGAUGUGAAGCUAGAAUUCGGUUGUACACAAAGGACAAUUGACAAAUGGCAAUUUAAAAACACACGGCAAAUCCAACCCGAGGAAUACAUUGCAAUCCUACAGGAAAUUUAUGCCAUGGGGAAUGUUAUCAUAAGAAGAUUCCGAAUAUGGACACGAUCAAACCAAUCUGAAAUAUGGUCAGUAUGUAAUAUUGGCAAUAGUACUAGCGAUGAUCAUAUUGACCAUAGCGGUGAUGAAGAGAGCUAUAGAACAUUCUUAACCAAACUGGAUGAUGUUGUAAAUCGAAUUUCUAUUCGGCUUCAAAUAGUAACAAGCCUCGAUUCCAUUAAUCAAUAAUUGCGGUAAUGAUAAAUGAUUUUUCUAUGAAAACACUUAAAUCUGGCAGAGUUUUUAAUACUUUUUUAAUAUACCGAAUACUUUACAUUGAAUGUCGUUGUUUAUUUGUAACAGUGUACCUGUUUUACGUAUUAUCCGUUAUUUUGAUGCUUUUGAACAGUGCAUGUUAUUGUGUCCUCUAGGUUUGACAAGAUAGUAAUUUAACAUUUUUUUCCAAAAAGAGCUGUAACCUCAAAUAAUGUGCUGCAAACCUCUUAAUAUUAUACAAGGGUACAGUUGCAAUGUCGUAAACAUACAUAACAGUGUUUAUUAACUAUAUUAUAUUUUACGCUUUUAUACUGAAAUGAACCGCCUGUAAUGCGUGAUGUUUUGUUAUUAUUUGGCAGUUCAAACUAUUAAUAUGUGAUGUUCCUUGUAACGUCUGAUAUCAUUUUUUUUAAUAAACACAUUUUAUAUAACUA